AUGAGUGCCUCCAGUCUCAUCAUUCCUCAGCCUCUUGCAGAUGUUCUGCGAAAUCAUCAAAAAGAAGCACUUCAUCUGAUGUGGAAGCGCUUGGUAGAUGAUGGGAUUCUCGGCAUGGCCAUUCGAUCUCGCACAACUACGAUCGAGCAGCGGGUGUUACUCUACCACGAGGUAUAUGGUUACAUUAUAGGGCACUCUAUGGGUCUUGGAAAGACCCUUACCACUCUCUGCUUUAUAAUGCUUCUGGAAGCUCGGAUACGGGCGUUACUCACCGCGCAUCCCUCAGCGCCACAAAAUGAUAACCUCAUCAAAAAUAAUAUAAAUGGGCGUCUUAGCCAUCCUGAUUAUUGUCCUUCCUUGCGUAUAUUGGUGAUAUGCCCUAAAAGUCUAGUUCUGCACUGGCAAGACACCAUCGAUGAGUGGGUGCGUCCAGAACUAUUCGAAGAUGUACGAUUGCCAGUUUAUAUUCCCAGCACAACGCACGCUGAUGCAUUGCCAGAUAUGUUGACCAUGUAUUAUCGUGAGGGAGGCAUCCUCAUUUCGGGGUAUGAGGAGUACCUAUCUCUCACAAAAAACUUUUCACAAGCGCACACUGGUGCCGCAACACCUCUUCAUCGCACCGCGCCGCUAGAUCGAGUCUGGUCUGUGGUGGAUCGUAUUCGGCGCGUUCUCCCGCUGCAGCCCAAGGUGCAGUUUUUGGAGGUAUUGGAGACUGCAGACGUUGUCGUCCUCGAUGAGGCUCAUCGUCUGCGGCAGGCGACCUCCAAGCUAGUUCUUGCUCUGCGUCGCCAUCUACACAAUAUGCAGCUUCGGGUAGCCCUUACCGGCACACCCCUUCAGAACCAUCUUGAGGCGUAUAAUGUUAUGCAGUCCAUAGUGACAGGUAAAGAUCUUGACAGCGCAGAGUUCCAUAAGUGCUUUACUAUUCCAAUCGAAUUAGGCCAGUGUGUGGAUGCUACCUACAAUCAAUUUAUCGAAAUGCAACGCUGUGUGGCAUCGUUGCGGCGAUACUUCUCCACGAUCGCUCACCACUGUGGCCCAGAAGUGCUUGAGCAAAGCCUUCCACCACGUCGAGAAUUGACUUUCUUUUUUCGCCUCUCCCCACAACAAGAGGAGCUCUACAAGCAAAUGCUAUCGCAGUUCCUGAAUCGCCAUUUAGCUAGGGAGUCCAAAGCGCUCACGCUGCAUCACUGCGCCUCCCAUAUCAGCCUCCACCCUAACUUGGUGGACCAGACAGCAAACUGUACAAGGCAGCCGCUUACCGCAUCCAUGCAGGACGCCAGCAAUGCAGAAUGGCAAAAAGAUUCUUCUGGACUCGAAUCCGAAGCUGACGAAGUGGAGGCGGAUACCGCAGCCGCGUCAGUGGUGGCGUCUGUGGAUCUUGGUCAUUCACCCAAGUUACGCUUUGUUGUGGAACUUAUUCGCAUCAUCGUAAGCGCCUCAACAGACGAAAAGAUUGUUGUUUUCUCACACUACGUACAGCACUUGGUCUUCCUACAACGCGUCUUGUCAGUGAUAUGUGGUGUUGCACCGGGCAUCCUCAGUGGCAGCUCCUCUGAUACUAGGCGACGAGCGUUAAUAACGCAGUUCCAAAAAGAGCCCAGUUGCCACAUCCUUCUCGCCUCAGUGCGGGUAGGCGGCGUCGGCAUCAACCUUUCGGUCGCAAAUCACUGUGUUUUGCUCGACGUUGGGUGGAAUCCUACAGACGAUAGCCAGGCGACCUACCGUGUAUACCGCCUCGGCCAGACGCGACCUGUCACCAUUUACCGCCUCGCGACCUACGGUACCUCAGAGCACAUCGUGUUCUCCUACGCCUUACAGAAGUCAUGGCUUCACAAAAAGGUCGCCGAUGUGAUCGAUCCGACGCGGCAGGAGCGUCACGUGAAGGACAGCUACUUCUUCUACCCCUGUUCCCUUCCACUACCCAAUGGGGCGCCACAGGAGGAACGGGGCGCGUACUGGGCCUCGUUCUGCCAAAGGGAGUGCCCAUACGCGGCACAGGCCCUAAAAGCGUCUGUGACGCCGAGCCUGAUGGACAGCCUCUACGCCGUGAUCUCACACAGCUUUCUCCUGCGUGACAACGAGGACGAGGUGGUGAGGGAGGUUGGGAAACGACUUAUCUUGGAGCGGCGGGAAUCAGAGUCCCUCGUGCCGAUUCCGCUCGUGGACGCCGAGGACGCGACGCACGACCUGUCCGAGGGCGGUAGCAGCUCAACUAAUCUGGUGGACCUCUGUGAGGAAAAGUUAGUAGAUAUUGCUAGAAGGGCUGCUAAUCACUGUGUUUGGUAUGUGAUGCGGCUUCAUCGACAGGAUGACUGGGAAGCGGCGGCUAAUGGGAAUGAUGACAAGGCAGAUGCUGUAAGGAAAAGGGAUGCUUCUGAGAUACACUGUCGGCUGGCAUGUGCUCUGCUUCCCUUUGUCGCUUCUUCACAAUCGAGACCACCCCACGGCGCUUCUGUAUCGUUGGUAGAGGUGUUGCUUGCGAUGUAUCAAAAGGGGGUGCACAACGCGCUGAGCCUCCACCUCAGCACAAGUCCCUACAUGAGGAUGCGCACCUACCUGGCAAGUAUCGUUCCGCAGACAGGUCGCAACCAACGCUCUACCAUGGCGAAAGGAUUGUUGGAGGAAAAGCUGCUCUUCCGACCAUUCCAUCUUCUGCGAGCUGUAGGCGAGCUUGAACAGUUGUAUUUGGCUACAGAGAUGGGCUACACUCGUCCGCUUGUACCACAGUGUUUCCUUGAUGGUACCCUCACCUGCGCUCGUGAAGGUAUUGGUUUACAAGAUCAAUCUGAGAGUGCCCUGAAAGAACUUGCUAAUCUCUUGAAUGUGUACCCCUCAUCGUAUGGAAAUGGCAUUUGUGACGCCGAUGACAGGGAUUACCUCCAGUUGGUCCGAAAUAACGUCAUAAACGAGCUCGACCGCUGUUUUAAUGAUAUAUGGCCUUCCUGUGGAGGCUUCGUGCUGCCUCCUCUAGUUGUAAAUAUUGAGGUUGAGGAAAAGUUGAUGCUGUGUGCCUACACUGCAGCUGAUCAAGACGCAGGCGGUAUAUUCACGAUCUCAGAAGUAGCUGAGCAUCUGCAACUGCGGAGGUACCUAGGUAUAAAGACACACGAAAAGCUGUAUGCCUGCAAUAGAUGUCGGCGGACGUACCUAGAGCGGGUUUCGGAUGUAGUAUUUGAGUGUGCCCUCUGCCAUUAUAACAUUGAGUUCGAAAUUAAAAGCAACAUGAGCUGCCAGCAGCGUGCUACACUAUAUCAGUGGUCUGUAGUUUGCAAUCUGUUGGAUGCCUUCUCGAUUUCCAAGAGCUUCAGCGUACCCUUCUCACCCGCUGACUUUCCGUCAGUUUGGGAUGUGCUUUGUCGUCUGCGCGGCCCACGCCCUGUAUUUCAUUAUGUGCAGCGGUGCAUGACGGAAGGCGUCAACGCUCUGCUGAGCGACUUCACAGACCAAUGUAUCCAACUACUUUCACUUCAGAGUGGUACUGGUGAAGAUCGGGAGCUUCUGCGCCACCUCCUGUGUUGUGGUGCGCGCAUGGUGUGGGGCAGAAGUCUGCGAAAGCACCUUCGUGAAGCCCUCUCACGGUGUUUUAAAGAGCUGGUGCAUCCCAGCUCUCUGUCCAACCUCACCUCGAUGCCUCUGAUGUGCCUCAUUCUCGCUCUUUACCACGCAGCGCGGCACGAAGGUGUAAAUUUCGCUUCUGAGCUGCUGACCAAUGACGGAACAGAGUGGUGCGGGCGUCGUGCGCUUCUGCGAUUUGCAUGUGAUGGAUUGGUCAAGAUGCUGUAUGCGGAGAAGCUGAUAGAGCAUUGCCGUGAGAUCCCAAACACUACAACAGAGCCGACUGCAAUGUCUUCGUCGGCCUCCUCCUCACCAUCCCCAUCACUAUCUUCGGGCUUACCCAGAGAAUCUGUGGAUUCCACCUCAUUCUCACGAGAUUCCUCACUCCUAUCUCAACAUAGGAUCUCUCGGGGCAGCGAGAAUAGCGAAGACAGCGUUUGGCCACCCCGAAAGCGGCAGAAAGGUGUGCCGAAUUCGAACGACUCGAGCAUGGACAGGGGGACGCAGGCAUCGUCAUCAUCCUUCGGCUCUUGCUACUCUUCUGAUCGCAGCAGCUUUCCUGAUUCCCCCACGCCUGGUAGAAACGAGGCACAGGACGAAUUUGGAAAGGAGGAAAAGACCGCAGAGCAGCUAGAAAGCGAGGCAGUGUUACAGCAACGCUCCACACAGUAUUGGGUUGCGUUCUGUGAAGUGUAUGGCACACAACUUGUGGAGACGCUCAAGGUGUACGUUGAGGACGAAAACCUCGGCAUGGUGUUGCUGUCCCCACCGCCCCCCUACUUUUGGGUCUCGCAUCUGCUAAAGGCCUCUAGCCAGGGUACGACCAUUUCUACUGUUAUUGACUCUUUCCUUACCAAGAUGCUUGAGCUCUCCGUGCACGUUCGUUUGAUAAAGUGA
Phytomonas sp. EM1 is the source of this 4455-nucleotide messenger RNA. NCBI's taxonomy places the organism in Eukaryota, Euglenozoa, Kinetoplastea, Trypanosomatida, Trypanosomatidae. The record is from the annotation of a GenBank genome assembly.